Hordeum vulgare subsp. vulgare (domesticated barley) is the source of this 2940-nucleotide messenger RNA. RefSeq lists its product as uncharacterized. The record is from RefSeq and is a predicted model, not a curated record. NCBI's taxonomy places the organism in Eukaryota, Viridiplantae, Streptophyta, Magnoliopsida, Poales, Poaceae. The transcript is spliced from 2 exons. Bases 1731 to 2684 code for a protein of 317 amino acids.
UUUAUUUCUUAUUUCGUAUGAUAAAAGAGAAAGUGUCAAUAUAAUUCUCUUUUUUUUGUUAAACUAGGACCGUCUACACGGUAGUUUUGUUAGUGUUAUCACGUCUGAUUUUGUAUGAUUAGGGAGAGAAUAAAAUGGUCUCGUGGUUAACGUGCCGGCAAGUUUUAGACUUGGUCCGUCGUACAUCCAUGAGCAUAUAUAUGUAUGUAUGAUAGUUCCUUUUUUUAUUAGAGAGGAAAUAAAAUUAUCUCGUGGUUAGCGUGCCGGCGAGUUUUUUUUUAAUUUCGUCCGUACAGCCUGAGUACCAGUAUUGGUGUGGGAGAUCUUGGCAAUUUUUUUAAAAAGAAACUCAUUUCAUGUGAAUGGAGUAACUGUGAUGUUACAAAUGCGAAUUUUCUAAUGGUUGACGUGCCAGCGAGUUUUAUCUUUGAACUCGGUUCCUCGUACAACCGGUCACUUAAACAUUUGCAAUACUGCUGCUACCUUUUUUUUAGUUUCUUACCAUUUCUUUCGUUUCUUUGUUUUACACGGAAGUAAGAAUCCUUCGACGCAAGUAGUGGCUUGCAAGGCCUAGGUACUAUAACUGUAACUUUCUUUCUCUCUAUAUUUUUUUUUAUCUCCUUGCGGUUUAAUGAUUUAAAAUGUAUAUAUUUAGAUGGAGUUUGGUGGACUUAUCAUUUCGCCAUUUCAGCUCAAAUUAUCUGAAUUAGCUAAGAAGCGUCUGUGUGAACCAGAAAACAGAUGACUCAGUUAACCCUAAACUUGGCAAGUCAACUGCAAGAGUAGGAAGAUUGGAUCCUUCAGAACUCGGGUGACACUCUGAAAAUUUUUUUGAAGCUUUAAGUUAUCAUCCGCCAGCGCCCCAGCCAAGAGUUGAUUUAGAAUGUGCUUUAGGGACUAGAAUGGAGUGACGACAGUUAGGGUGGGAGCAUCAUAAUAUCCCGCAUGUCAGACGGCCAAAUGGUUAUAUUGAAUGGGGGGCUGAGGUUAUUGAUCGUCACACUUUUAAUCUGAAAGGGGGUGAGGACCAUACAGACUAUAUCUGCGACGCUAUAUAUGUCUCCCUCUGUGACUAUGAUGUCUGCCCUAAUUUACUUUAGCCUUUCUUAGAAAAAUGGAGUCACCAAACAAACACUUUCCUAUUCUCGUGUGGUGAACGUACGAUCACCUUACUUGACAUGCUUCUUAUGGCCGGGCAACCUAUCGCCGGAGAUCUUUAUGAAGAAUAUAUUCCUCCACUCAAUAAAUUAGACCCUCAAUUGCUUUUGUACCCGAACUUCUUAUCCAAUCUUUUGCAAAAGUGAUGAAAAAUUGGUAUCCUUCGAGGCUUGGUGUGACCAUUUCCACAACCAACGUGAAAAACCCUUAAAUUUCACUAGUAUGCGCGACAGUCGCAUGUAUCUUGCAGCGUUCAUUGCGAUAUGGUUGUGUAGUUUUGUCAUUGUCGGCGGUGGACAAUACAUUCGUUCGGGCGUUCUUGUCAUGGCGUCUUGGAUCGCCAUAGGACGAAAAAUUUCACUCGCUCCGCCAGCAUUAUCCUCUUUGUAUUUUUAUCUCCGGGCUAUCAGUAGGCAUCCUGUUGGGCCUACAUUUUGCAAGCAGCCUUGGGCGAUCCAUUAUAUUAUAGGGUGGAUGUAUCUCUAUUUAAAGAAUACGUUUGGGCCAAAGGUGAAGGGAACCAUCUACCCUCUCCUAGGAUCUUGCCUAUGCAACCAACCAUGCUAUAAACAAUGCGUAGGCCUCCAAUUGAAUUUACGCCUGAGCUGGCUCAUGAAUACCUUGAGAAUGUUCAAAAAAUCGCUUGGUGCCCUUAUUCCUCGCGUAACCUAUCGAGAGUAGAUACGCUACAAAGGGCAUACAAGAUUUCCAUCCAAUGGGCUAUUCUUCCAUGGAGGUUCUUAUAUCAGAACAGUAGUAGAUGUGUAGUCGAGCCAUACCAUCCAGACUGUGUGGCUUGCCAGCUUAAGUUAGACCAACAGAUACCGUUUAAUCCUUUGAAAUCUUUAUGGACUGGAACGGAUGUUGGCGUAGCAUACACAUACUGGUCGCAUUUAUUUAUCCCAAUUCAAGAGGGCAUUCAUCAUCCUCUCAACAGUACUUAUGAGGAAAAAUUUGAUGUGGCGUGGACUAGAUGGUGGAAAAAGUUUUCGCAACCGUUUGCUCUUAUUUUGGGUGACCUUAAGUCUGAUAGUCUAUAUGGGGGAAUAUCAUAUGCUGAUAGGAAAGAGGCAUUCAAGAAAAAGAAAAAAACUUUUAUGGUCCCUCGCGAGCUCUCCGAGUCAGAUUUUGUUAUAAUAAAAGAAGUGCCAGCAGACCGUCAAGAGGAAUAUAUCGCUGUCAUUGACGCAAAGGAGAAAAAGCAAGAAGAUCAUUGGAAUCCUAUUUUAGCUACCCUCCUUUCAGACGAUGAACCUUCUAUGGCCCCUCAACGUAAGCGGAAAGAUAAAGAUGUUGUCAUUGGCUCUUCCUCUAAUCCCUUGACUCCAACGGAUAUGCCAGUUGGUGUUAACCUUUCAAUUACUAAGCCAAAGGAACCAUGUACCAAUGAAGUUAUUUCUUCUGAUGAGGAGGCAAGGCCUAUUUCUAAAAGAAAACUUGAUUUUGCCAACGAUGACAAUACUUCCAGUCCUAUAAAAGUAAAUGGCCCUUUGUACGUACAUGAUGAUCUCAGUUGCACAUUGUAAAACACAUAGAUAGAUGUCGGUAUAGGUUUCAGUUAUACCCAGGAGACCGACCGGUAUAAGGUAUAAGACUGAUUUGGUAGUUAGUUAGUUAGGAUACUAGAGGAUAUCUUAUCUCUAUCUUAGACCUCUAUCUUAACUUAUUCUCCAAGGUUGUUAUCUCUUGUAACUACCGACUUGUAUACGCUAUCAGGGAGGUGCGCCCCUGCUAUAUUAACACGCACGGCGUCACCUGAGAAGGUAUGAUGCUUUCCGCCCA